GUUCUUUUAAUCCCAAAGGCAAACACCUCAGCGUCAUAGCUGGCCUCUGAGAGACUUGAAUGAGCCUGUUUCAUUUCGUAUCUAUCUCAUGUACAGAAAGUUAAAUGGAAUUGGAUGCACCUUAUUUCUUCGAUGUCUGUGUCCUUAGCGUAAAGCAUACAGGCUGGACCUUCAGGCACUCUUCCUUGCUUUGAAUUGAGUGAAGAGAUGGAUGUGAUCACCCAGCGUCAAACGCAGAUCUUCCUGUAGAAUACUCUGGUUUUCUGCAUGCUGGGAUUUCUUACUCCCAACUUGAUCUGAAAUUCUAUGUAUGCAUUCUGUUUUUAUAAGAUUGUUAAGACUGACUUUAAUCUCAAAAUCACAUAUCUAUACACCCCAUGCACCUAUUUUCUCAUUUCACUUACUUUUUUUUUCCAUUUUUUGGAUAUAGCAGCUCUAUGUAUUCGUGGUGUUCUGGGCUUGCUCUGUAGACCAGGCUGGCCUUUGAACUCAAAAAGAUCCUCCUGCUCUAACCCCACUGCUGGGAUUGCAAGCAUGAGCCACAGCAAUGGUCUGUUCACGUCAAACUCGUUACUUUAAUACAGACUCCAAAACGGUCUUCAACCCAUUUUUAAUGCUUCUAGCAGUCAGCAUCCGUAACACUUGAAGACCUGACGUAGCGCUUGACAGCAUUCACUGUGUCUGCUGCCUUAGAAAGUUUCACUCCAGGGCUCCAGGGUGGAGAAAGCACACCAUUUCUGUCUCUCCUUCUUGAGAUUGUACUUUUGAGAAACAUUCAGAGUUUUUGCCUCUUGACAUUAUUUACCAUGUUUUCAUUCUGUGAACCUGAAUUUAGUUUCACACGCUUCAGGUUAGUGUUCAAAUGAUAGCGCCUUAGCAACAGAGGGAAGCACUGUACAGUGUCCUUAUGAAUGCCCUGGCAUGUUCACUUAAUAAUCAAGACAUCUAUAUGCACAGACAGGUUUAGAUCAUUAAAAUGAAUUAUAUACCUGUCCUGGUGGCCGUGGAAGCUUUGGGAUUUCUUUGUGAUGCCUUAGUUCUUGUAUAUAAACUUGCAGCUAUAUCAGUCCUGCCAUUUUGUUAACAGUGACGUCUGGCUCCACCGUCCCACUAGAAUGGCUUGUUCCAUUCCUAUUGAAUUUUGAUCAGACUGAAGAAGGAGCCUGCUCUCAAGACCCACAUUUUACUUCCAGGCCAUAUGUUCUGUUCUUAUAGCUUACCAUUCUACCUGUGUCAUGUCUUCAUCAUCCUCAAGGCCCAGGGAACCAUCUUACUGUCUGCUCCUUCUGUCUUCCAAGUUCUUCCAGCCACAGGGCCUUUAGCUCCCGACAUGGAUGACUUACGGGUAGUAGCAUAGGUAUCGGCCCAACCUCAGCCUACCUUGGUCUUAGGCUUUGGAAGUGCAGAACCAUCAUGGUGGAGAGGCAUGGUGGAGAAGACCUCAUCUCUAGGAAAAAAAAAGGCUUAAGAAAAGAAAACCUAUAUGUAUUCAAUUAAAAACAAGAGUUGGUUCUGUAGGAGGCAGGACCAAUACAUUGAAAGAAUAGCCAUGGUUACCAGAGACUGUGGGAAGUUUCACUUAGUGUGUCAAGUGUUACCGGAAAGCUGGGGUCCUUUCUCAAUAAAAGACCUCAUGGAGCUGUUCUGAACCCUGUAGUUUCUAUGAUUAAUAGACUUGUGGUUUCAGCAGUGAUAGAACCUGUAAUUAUCAGCAUUAGUUUAGCGGGAGGAAACAGUCUAGUAAUGGGUUAUCUGAGACAUUUCAGUUAUUGCUGCACUGCUCUGUUGUGGGCCUUUGCUAAAGGCAAGAGUGGGCUGCGCAUGCUCCUCCUCUUGGGCUUGCUUCCCAGCACCACUUUAGAGGAUGCAGAGCGUGAGCCCACAGAUAGGCCAUGCAGGCGUGAUUUUGACAUUGUGUUUUAAGAAGGUGAUGCCUUCUUACUUUCCUUCACUGUGAAUCUAUAACAGUACUUCCUGUUUAUGCAUUUAGUUUACAUUAAACUAUACUUUUUCAGGUAGUGAGGCACAGAAAGCUGUUUAAUGUCUAUAUUUGCUGUUAGUCACAUAUCUAGUUUAUGUGUGAUAUUAAGAAAGAAUAUAACUUGUUAAGAAUAUCUUUUCUAUGGAAACAUAGCUGUCUGUUCACUAAUGAAGCUUAACACUUGUUUUUUUCCUCCACAGUUCCAUCUCCCAACCUAUAUAGCCAGCUGAAUGCUUUACAGUUUACUGUAGAUGAAAGAAGCAUUCUAUGGUUAAACCAGUUUAUACUGGAUUUAAAACAGAGUCUUAAUCAGUUCAUGGCUGUGUACAAGUUGAAUGACAGUUCAAAAUCUGAUGAGCAUGUUGACAUUCGAGUUGAUGGCUUAAUGCUAAAGUUUGUCAUUCCUUCUGAAGUGAAGCCCGGCUGCCAUCAAGAUCAGCCCCACACAGUGUCUAUUCAGAGCUCCGAAAUGAUAGCCACCAACACGAGGCACUGUCCUAACUGCCGGCACUCUGAUUUAGAAGCUUUGUUUCAAGACUUUAAAGAUAAUGACUUUUUUAGCAAAACUUAUACUAGAUUCCCCAAAUCCUGUGACAGUUUUAAUCUUCUACAUCCGAUCUUCCAGAGACAUGCCCACGAACAAGAUACCAAAAUGCAUGAGGUUUAUAAAGGGAAUAUUAUCCCCAAGUUGAAUAAAAACACUCUUAAACCGUCUGCUGCCACCGACGUGUGGGCGGUGCACUUUUCCCAGUUUUGGAUAGACUAUGAAGGGAUGAAAAGCGGGAAGGGGCGGCCAGUAAGCUUUGUGGAUGCUUUCCCUCUGUCUGUCUGGAUUUGCCAGCCAACAAGAUACGCAGAGUUACAGAAAGAGUUCCAGACCUGUGAUCAAGUGACCCUUAAUACCUCACAAAGUGAAUCCAGUGAUCUUGCUGGCCGAAUGAAGAGGAAGAAACUCUUGAAGGAAUAUUACAGUACAGAGUCCGAGUCUUUGACAAAUGGUGGUCAGAGACCUCCAUCGGAUGCAUUCUUAAGGUUUUCCUCUCCGUCUUCAGAUGCGGAUGUUCACAUCCUGGUCCAUGUUCAUAAACAUGUCAGUAUGCAGAUCAACCACUACCAGUAUCUGCUGCUGCUUUUCAUACAUGAGUCUCUCGUUCUGCUUUCGGAUACCUUGCGGAAGGAUGUAGAAGCCGUCACUGGCAGCCCUGCUACCCAAACUUCCGUCUGCGUUGGCGUUUUACUUCGGAGUGCGGAGCUUGCUCUGCUCCUUCAUCCGGUGAAUCACACGAGCGCUCUGCGCUCUCCCGCUUCUGAGAGCGGGAGCCCGCUGCUGCCUGACUACCUGCCAGCAGAAAAUGGGGGGAUUUUGUCUUCAAAGAGAAAACAAGGUGGUAGUGGUGUACAUCGGAUUAGAAAUGCUACUCUCAGCCAUAUGUCAGACAAUAGGUCAAUGAGUGUUGACCUUAGCCACGCCCCUUUAAAGGAUCCUUUGCUUUUUAAGUCAGCCAGUGACACAAACCUGCAAAAAGGCACUUCUUUUCUAGACUAUUUAUCAGACAAACACUUAGGGAAAAUAAGUGAGGAUGAGAGUAGUGGGCUCGUUUACAAGAGUGGCGCCGGAGAAAUGGCCUCAGAGGUGAGUCACAGAAAGGGUGUGGCUUGCACAGACUCAGAUAGUGUCUCAGACUACAGAGAGGAGUCGGCUACGAUUUCCCUGGCUAACGAUGCCAAUCAGAUCGCACCUUCAAAUGCUGCAGCUCGUAAGGGAAAUGAGACUGUACGCUCCAUCUUCAAGGCUGAAGAUUUCCCUCCUGAAACAGCUUCCCUCCCCGAGAGCCUGGAGAAUAGUAAAGAGGCCCCCACAGCCAGAGCACUUAAAUCCCAGCCACCUCUAAGGUAAUGAUUCUGUUGGGAU
Molecule: messenger RNA, 3893 nt
Organism: Rattus rattus (black rat)
Lineage: Eukaryota; Metazoa; Chordata; Mammalia; Rodentia; Muridae
Product: UHRF1-binding protein 1-like
Exons: 2
Coding region: 2298-3878 (526 amino acids)
Source: RefSeq, a predicted model, not a curated record